Messenger RNA from Porites lobata, 988 nucleotides. The record is from the annotation of a GenBank genome assembly. Lineage: Eukaryota; Metazoa; Cnidaria; Anthozoa; Scleractinia; Poritidae.
AUGAACUCAGUUUGUACUUGUAAAACUGUAGCCAACAAAAACGACAAGCUGGUAAAGUGCACUAAAGUGGACUGCCCUAAUGGGACGUUUUUCCAUUUGCCAUGUCUGGGAAGGAAGAGAAUGCCAAAUAACAGUAAAGUUUGGUUUUGUCCAGCUUGUAUGAUGAGUAAUGCACAAAAGCCAACUGAGGGUACAGCCCCUAAGCCAGCAGCCAUGCAUGUCACAGCAAACACCAGGCCAACUGUCACAUAUGUCUCAACAAACACCAAGCCAACUGUCACACAUGUCUCAACAAACACCAAGCCAAUGGUCACGUAUGUCUCAACAAACACCAAGCCAACUGUCACACAUGUCUGUACAAACACCAAGCCAAUGGUCACGUAUGUCUCAACAAACACCAAGCCAACUGUCACACAUGUCUGUACAAACACCAAGCCAAUGGUCACGUAUGUCUCAACAAACACCAAGCCAACUGUCACACGUCUCAACAAACACCAGGCCAAUGGUCAUGCACGUCACAACCAACAACGAGCCAACAGCCAUGCAAGUGUCACCGAACACCAAGCCAACAGCCACGCAAGUGUCAACAAACAUCAAGUCAACAGCCACGCAUGUCUCAGCAAACACCAAGCCAGCAGUCACACAAGCCACAACAAAAGCAGAACCAACAGAAAGUUCUGGCAGUGAAGAAGUAACAUUUGUGAAAACUGUCUUAAAGAAGAGGCCUCCUCGUGACAAGUAUGGGCCAGAGGGAAAACUUGGCAAGUAUGAAUAUGACUUAAUCUCCUCCCCAAAUGGAUGGUUGGACUGUGUCAUUAUACAUGAAGCCCACAUACUACUGAAGAAAAUCAGUACAAGCAUACAAGGAUUUCAGAGGCCUACUCUUGGUCCAGUCCAUCAAUUUGACAUAAUGACAAGACCAUUUAUUCAAAUAGUCAACAUCAAUAAUAAUCACUGGGUAUGUUUUUCUAGCAUAAAUAGUCCUCCA